CUCUAAGUGGCGACUGUUUUGGUCGCCAAAUGCGACCAAAUCUGCAACUUGGCGAGCAGAUCAUAGAAGUAAGUCGCCAAUCGCGACCAACCGUCACAUGAGCCAGUGGCGCCGUCCGUUUUUUUUGCUCAAUGGGCGUUGGCGACACGAGGGAAUACGAUCUUACAUGUGUAUAGCCAACCCGAACGUUUCCGCAUCCUGCUCGUGCACUAAUAGCAGUGGUAUAUCCGAGCCACAUCCGGGUCACUGGUGGCAACGGCACGUGUAGUGUACAAUAAUGAAGCGCGUACGAGGGAUAGAAGACUUCUUCAACAGCAGUUCAAGAUCAAAGCAGCCGCGUGAUGAAACAGAGGAGCACCAAGACAGACCACAAUCUCCUAGCGGUACGUCCCCCGUCCGAGUCAUGAUCAACAGCGAGCCAUUGGAGCGUGCUAGCGAUACAUGCAGUGAAAGUGUGCCUGAAUCCAGCAGACAGACGAAAAGAAACUUUCAGCCGAGGUGGCUGAACGAGUUCUCUUGGUUGCGUUAUGAGAACGGCGCUAUGACGUGCUCUUACUGCAGUGCCUUUCCUGCCAAAGCAGGAAGCACAGAAUUUGCGAAGGGCUGCGUGACAACCUUUAAACGAGAAACAGUAACUGCCCAUGGUAAAAGCAAGAGGCAUAUUAGUUGCAGAGACUCUGCCCUUGGGAUGAAAAGAGGAGCAACGAUACAGGUAGGGUUUGAAACUCAAGAAGCCGUCAGUGACGGUAGGGAGAUGGUAGAUCUGCUGGGAAAGAUCAACACAGCGUACGCAAUAGCUAAGGAGGAACUGCCAUUUACAAAGUUUCGUCCUCUGUUGGACUUGCAACGGAAGAACGGUUUGGAAUUGAGCCAAAGGUAUGCGUGGGAGUGGCUGGCGAGUAAAAUUUCUAAUUGGCGACCAAAAGUUUAGGCCUGGUCGCCAAUGGCCAGCAGCGGAAAAUGCAAGCUUAGAGGCCUGCAAGGCCCUCUUCUCCAGACAUGCAAGAGGGCCUGGGUACAAGGCUAAGGCCGUUUGCAGAGCUGUAGGGCUCUGGCCGUUCGGUACACUUACACGUUCGGUUAUUACAAACUGGGUGUUCAGAUACGUGACAUCCUACUGUAAUACUUCAUACACAAUUGCUUUCAAAGGACU
Molecule: messenger RNA, 1153 nt
Organism: Corticium candelabrum
Lineage: Eukaryota; Metazoa; Porifera; Homoscleromorpha; Homosclerophorida; Plakinidae
Exons: 1
Coding region: 278-931 (217 amino acids)
Source: RefSeq, a predicted model, not a curated record